Rotaria sordida is the source of this 3762-nucleotide messenger RNA. The record is from the annotation of a GenBank genome assembly. NCBI's taxonomy places the organism in Eukaryota, Metazoa, Rotifera, Eurotatoria, Philodinida, Philodinidae.
AUGUUAGGUUUUUCUUCGUCACGAAUUUCUCCAGAAGCACAAGUAGAGUCGAAUAAUGUUACCAACUCAAAUCCAUCCAAUCUGUCUCCUAAAACGCAAAGCAAAACAAGAAAACAAUCUGGUUUGGAAUGGGCUUAUUCAUCAUGGACCAGAUGGAUCUCCGUGGUACUUUGGUGGUGGGUCAAACCUAUUUUAUCACUAGGUUAUCGACGCACAAUUGUCGAUAAAGAUCUCGAAGAUAUACCAGUCAAUGAUAAAUGUUCCGUUUUGUUGGACAAAGUGAAUUGCGAUAGUACUAAAUGGCCAGGAACAUGGAAUGUCAUCAGGCAAGCAUUUUUGAAAGAUUAUCUUCUGAUCGUCGUCUUCAUAGUUCCAUAUAGUGCGGCUCGUAUUGCACAGCCAUUGAUCAUUCGUGAAACUGUUCUCUACAUUAAAGGUCAAACAAAAUUGCCUACAUACGCUGGGUAUCUAUUGGCUAUUGCUAUUUCCAUUUGUUCGGUGCUACAAGUUAUUUUAAUGCAUCAAAUCUUCUUUCAUGGUAGACGUAUAGGUAUGCGCGUUCGCAAUUAUUUAUCAUCCAUCAUCUAUAAACAUUUGUUGACGCUCAAUACAGCAUCACUACACAAUACUACUGCUGCUCAAACAAUCAAUUUAAUAGCAAAUGAUGCAAGCAAAUUUGAAGAUUUGGGUAUGUUCUUCUAUUAUUUUUGGGCGACACCUGUUGAAGCACUUGUGAUGUUUGGUCUUAUUUGGAGGAUCAUUGAUUUGCCGACACUGUUUGGUUAUGCUAUACUCAUACUAUAUGUACCAAUGCAACUUAUAUUCAGUAAACUAUUCGGUCAAUAUCGAGCGGCAACAAUGAAAUAUACGGACAAUCGUAUUCAAACGGUUCAUGAAAUUGUUAAUGGAUGUCAAAUUAUUAAAAUGUACAAUUGGGAAAAAGCAAUGGAGAGACGAGUGCGUGAAGCACGACAUUGUGAAUUUUCAAACAUUUUCAAAUCGAGUUGUUUACGAGCUCUCAAUAUUGGUCUCAAUUUCGCAUCAUUACCUUUAAUUUCUCUAGCUACAUUCGGCAGCAGUUGGCUCAUGGGUCUACCAUUUAUAUCAGAAGAUAUUUUUACAGUAAUGUCAUUUUUUGCUUUGAUUCGAAUGCCAAUAACCGCAUAUUUCCCAUAUACUAUUGAAAAACUCAGUGAGGCUCGUAUUUCUGCAAAAAGAAUUGAUCAGUUUCUGCAAUUGGAAACGUUGGUGGACAAGCGAGACAAAGAACAAAAAGAAAAGGGAGAUGAUGCAAUCAUUAUGGAAAAUGCAUCAUUUUCAUGGAAAGAUUAUUCUUGCUUGUCUGAUCUCAAUGGCACCAUCCAAGUUGGUACGCUGGUUGGAAUUAAAGGUGCUACUGGUGCCGGCAAAUCAUCUUUACUAGCUGCCAUUCUUGGUGAAAUGAAUCUUACCAAUGGAAAACUACGACAAUAUGUCAAUUCUAUUUCGUACGCUCCACAAUCGGCAUGGAUAUUUGCGGAUACUAUUCGAGCUAAUAUUCUUCUUGGUAAACCAAUGAACGAAGAACGUUAUAAGAAUGUCAUAAAAGCAAGUUGUCUUGAUAUCGAUCUACGAAAUUUUGGUGAAGCCGGUGAUUUAAUGAUGGUCGGUGAUAAAGGUGUUAAUUUGAGUGGAGGACAAAAAGCUAGAAUAUCACUUGCUCGUGCUCUUUAUACUGAUGCAGAUUUAUACUUACUCGAUGAUCCAAUCGCUGCCGUUGAUCCAAAAGUAGCAAAGAAAAUUUUUGAUGAAUGUAUUGGUCCACGUAGUCUCCUUCGUGAAAAGACUCGAAUAUUUGUUACACAUCAAAUACAUUUCUUAAUUGAAGCAGAUCAAACUAUUGUAUUAAAAAAUGGUCGCAUUGAUGAAUUACAUAUUAAACAAUCUACUCUAAAUGAGCGGUCAAAUGUUACGACAGAAGUAGAUUCAACCGACAAGAAUCAGACCGAUUGGACAUUGAAUACUGCUGUAACUGAUAUAAAUUCGAUUGUACAAGAUGAAAUGUCAACUGAUGGAGCAGUCAACUGGCAUGUUUGGUUGGAACUGUUUACUGCACCACCUUUACGUUGGUUUGGAUUUAUUCUUCUAAUAGUUUUAAUAUUUGCUGCCGAAGCUCUAUUCGAUGCUACAAAUCGUUGGCUUGCUAUUUGGUCUGAGAAAGUAGAAAAAUGUGAACGUUCAUCAUUGGAUGCUUCUAUUUAUCUUGGAUUGACAUUGGGUACAUUGUUUAUUGCAUUACUACGCGCCUUCUACAUGUUCUAUAUCCUAUUAAGUGGAGCGACCUAUUUUCAUAAUCGAAUGUUAAAAGGUAUCUUAUAUACUUCAUUACGUUUCUUUGAAAGUAAUCCCGGCGGACGAAUAUUAAAUCGAGCAAGCAAAGAUCAGCAGGUGUUAGACGAAUCGUUACCUCUUACUGUGAUCGAUACUAUACAAAUGACAAUGACAAUUCUCGGUUCUAUUGUUAUUAUUGGAAUAAUCAAUCCAUGGGUACUUUUAAUUCUCAUUCCAUUGAUUCCGGCAUUUUGGUGGAUUCGUCGAUUCUUUCUACGUUCGAGUUGUCAACUCAAACGACUUGACAGUGUAACACGCAGUCCAAUCUAUACACUGUUCUCGUCAUCAUUAGAUGGCCUCACUAGUAUUCGUGCAUUCAACGUUCAAGCUGAUUUUAUGGAUAUGUUUAUGGAAAGAAUCGAUACAAAUUCACGAGCUUACUUCCUUCUUAUUGCUGCUGGACGUUGGUUCGGUUUACGACUCGAUCUUAUGGCAUCCUUACUCACUUUGAUUACUUCGAUUCUUGCAGUAGCAGUGCGUGGCCAAAUCGAUCACUCAGCGUUAGCACUUAGUUUGACCUAUUGUCUUACUAUAGUAGAUCUCUUUCAAUGGGCUAUUCGACAGUCAGCCGAAGCUGAAACUUAUAUGACCAGUGCUGAACGUGUUCAUGAAUAUGGACAACUUGUUCGAGAAACUGGCAAAAAAGAACAUGAAAGCAAAGGACUUAUUCAACCACCAAAUGAUUGGCCUUCUCGUGGUAUAAUUGAAUUUAGAAAUUACACUUUUCGUUAUCGACCAGAGCUUAAUUCUGUGCUCAAAAAUCUCAAUCUACGCAUUGAAUCAAAAGAGAAGAUUGGAGUUAUCGGUCGAACAGGUGCUGGAAAAUCAUCAAUUCUUCAGGCUCUCUUUCGACUUGUUGAUCAAACGGCAAUCACCGGCACUAUUCUUAUCGAUAAUAUUAAUAUUGGUGAACUUUCGCUUGAUUUUCUUCGUUCUCAUCUGAGUGUUAUUCCACAAGUACCGAUACUCUUCUGUGGCACACUUCGAUACAAUCUUGAUCCAUUCGGACAAAUCUCUGAUGAGGAAUGUCUUCAAGCACUUGAGGCUGUUCAACUUAAACAAUUGGUUCGCAGUAAUCCCAAUGGACUCAAUUUAUUGAUCGCUGAAUCGGGUAGCAAUUUGAGUGUUGGUGAACGUCAACUGAUCUGUGUAGCACGAGCCAUUCUCAAGAGAAGUCAUAUAUUGCUCGUUGAUGAAGCUACAGCAAAUGUUGAUCAUGCGACAGAUAAAAUGAUUCAAGAGGUUAUUUCUGAAAAGUUUCGUGAUCGUACCAUACUGACAAUUGCACAUCGAUUGAAUACAGUAGCCAAUAGCGAUCGUAUUCUUAUGUUGGAAAAAGGAGAAGUUGUUUAUUUCGAUGCUCCUAAUAAUAUCGAUCUUUUUUUAAUGUGA